AUGGAAGUGAAGAAAAUACGAAGCGUGCUUAAAGAUCCAGCUGGUGAUGGCAUACAAGGAUACACCUUAUCUCCGUAUCUGUUUCUAAUCAUUUGUGAAGCCUUGACCGAGAACCUAAGAAAACUCUUCAAUGAUGGAGUUAUUAAAGGGGAUCAAGUUGGGUCGAAGGCGGAGCAAUCAAAUUGUCUACAACUUAAGAAGCUCCUUCAAGAUUAUUGUCAUGCUUCAGGGCAAGAGAUUAAUUUCGACAAAUCCUGCAUUUAUUUCAGUGUUGACGACCCUGAGGUCUAUCUAGGCCUUCCUACUAUAUGGAAAAGAUCAAAAAAAUUGGCUCUUGGAUAUAUCAAGGAAAGAAUGAAAAAGAAAGUGCAAGGAUGUGCAAAGAAAUUAACGGUGACAUUGCGAGAUUUUGCUGGGCUAAUCAAGAUAAGGAUUUUGGUAUGCAUUUGUUUGUCCGUCGCAAAUCUUGCAGCCUGGUGCUCCGGGAAGAGGGGAUGCGCGUCAACACGUGACGUCCUCUUUUUGGAUGUGGUGCGGUUGUGCGCGGGCGUGCCAGCACGGUCUACCGUGCGUCGAGAUGAUGAUGAGGUUCGGGUAGAAGAUGGUUUAAAUGUUGCGCCUGUUUUGAAUUCGACUCCUAAUCAAAGGAUUGUGGCCGAGCGGUGCUCCGGCGCGUUGCUCAGAGAGCGACGGUCGUAUGAUAUAUGGGGGUCUACCACUACUCCUAAGAAAGCAAAUAAAGUCCUGAGUUUAGCAUUUAUAGGAGUCCUAGAGGGACAUUCGAGGCUGACAAGACCUGCGUGGUGGAGCCUGGCUAGGCAAGUGGGUAGUCAAAUCGGCAUUUGGGAUCGUGAAGCAUGGUGGUCUAGGGUUGAGAAGCAUGGUGGUGUGACCCCCAUAAAUCUCGGCAAAUCUCGGCCACCGCCCUGA
Prunus armeniaca (apricot) is the source of this 930-nucleotide messenger RNA. The record is from the annotation of a GenBank genome assembly. NCBI's taxonomy places the organism in Eukaryota, Viridiplantae, Streptophyta, Magnoliopsida, Rosales, Rosaceae.